AACUCUUCUUUGCAGACUGAACAACUGUUACCUCACAAAGAAGGGCUGUGAUAUUGUGGCCUCAGCUCUCCAGUCAUCAAACUCACCCCUGAGAGAUCUGGAUCUCGGCUACAACUUCCUGCGAGAUUCAGGAGUGGAACUGCUCUGUGCUGGACUGAGGAGUCCAAACUGUAAACUACAGAAACUGGGACUGAACAACUGUGACCUCCCAGAGAAGUCCUAUGAUAUUGUGGCCUCAGCUCUCCAGUCAUCAAACUCACCCCUGAGAGAUCUGAACCUUAGCUACAAUAACCUGGGAGAUUCAGGAGUGAAGCUGCUCUGUGCUGGACUGAUGAGUCAAAACUGUAAACUACAGAGACUGGACCUCAGCUACAAUAACCUGGGAGAUUCAGGAGUGGAACUGCUCUGUGCUGGACUGAGGAGUCCAAACUGUAAACUACAGAGACUGGAACUGAACAACUGCAAACUCACAAAGAAGUCCUGUGAUAUUGUGGCCUCAGCUCUCCAGUCAUCAAACUCACAUUUGACAAAUCUGGACCUCAGCUACAAUAACCUGGGAGAUUCAGGAGUGGAGCUGCUCUGUGCUGGACUGAGGAGUUCAAACUGUAAACUACAGAGACUGGGACUGAACAGCUGUGACCUCACAGAGAAGUCCUGUGAUAUUGUGGCCUCAGCUCUCCAGUCAUCAAACUCACCCCUGAGAGAUCUGGACCUCAGCUACAAUGACCUGGGAGAUUCAGGAGUGAAGCUGCUCUGUGCUGCACUGAAGGGUCCAAACUGUAAACUACAGAGAUUGGGGCUGGGUUGCUGUAAUCUCACAGAGGGCUGCUGUGAUGUUCUGGCCUCAGUCCUGCAUUCUCCUCACUCAGAGCUGAGAGAUCUGGAGCUCAGAGACAAUGAGCUGCAGGAUUCAGGAGUGAGAGCGCUCUCUGCUGGACUGGAGGACCCACACUGUAAACUGCAGAGAAUGGGGCUGUCAGGCUGUAGAGUCACACAGAGAGGCUGUGAUUCUCUGGCUUCAGCUCUGUGUUCAAACCCCUCACACCUCAGAGAGCUGGACCUGAGAUACAAUCACCCAGGAGACUCAGGAGUGAGAGCGCUGUCUGCUGCUAAACUGGACACACUCACACUGCUUGUGGACCAUGGAGGAGAGAACAGGACCAAACCAGGACUGAGGAAAUACGGCUGUCAGCUCACACUGGAUCCAAACACAGCGCACAGAGAGCUGUCUUUGUCUGAGGGGAACAGGAGGGUGACACACACACCGGGGAGAGCGGAGCAGCCAUAUCCUGAUCAUCCAGAGAGAUUUGGUUGCCGGCCCCAGGUUGUGUGCAGAGAGAGUGUGUGUGAGCGCUGUUACUGGGAGGCUGAGUUCAGUGUGUCUGAGGGGGGAUGGGUAUAUAUAGCAGUGACAGAUAAAGGAAUCAACAGGAAAGGAGGGGAUUUUGACUGUGUGUUUGGAUACAAUAAAAACUCUUGGAGUCUGGUGUGCUUUAAAUCCAGAGACUCUGAUAAACUCAGAUACUCUGGUAAACUCAGAUGCUCUGUCAGGCACAAUAAGAACCAAACACACAUACCUGCCCUCACCUCCCCCUACUGCAGAGCAGGAGUGUGUGAUGGUGCUGGUAGAGGAGUGUGUGUGUACAGGGUAGGAGUGUGUGUGGACCGUCCGGCCGGCACUCUGUCCUUCUACAGCGUCUCUGACUCUGACACACUGACCCUCCUGCACAGAUUCCACACACACUUCACUCAACACACACCCCUCUGUGCUGGAUUUUAUGUGUGGAACUCCUCAGUGUCCCUCUGCCAACUGGAGUAGAGACACACACACACACACAAACAUGCACGUGCACACACACACGCAUACACACACACACGUGCGCAUACACACUCGCAUGCAUGCACGCACACACACACACACUCACGUACACACACACACACACACACACACCACAUUCACAUACCCACUCACCCACACCACACACACUCAUAUACACAUACACACAAACUCACACUCACACCCCCAAUCACACACAUGCACACACACACCUACACACGGACACACACAAUCUCUCGCACACACAUUCACCAGUGCACUCUCACGCGCGCACACACACACAUGCAUGCAUACGUACACACGCUCAUAACCGUAUGCACACACACUCUCUCUCUCUCUCAUGCUCAGUCACUCACACACACACACACACCCCCUCUCUCUCACACACACACUCACAUCCACACAUUCACAAGCGCACGCACACACACACAAACUCAUGCACUCACGCACACACAUGCGUGCAGAGACACAAACACGUGUGAACACACACACUCCUCUGUGUCCCUCUGCUAACUGGAGUAGAGACACACACACAUGCGCGCACACACAAACUUGCACACACACACGCAUACACACACACUCCUCAGUGUCCCUCUGCUAACUGGAGUAGAGACACACACACAUGCGCACACACACAAACAUGCACACACACAUGCAUACACACACACACGUGCGCAUGCACACUUGAACGCAUGCACACACACACACACACACAUAUAUACGCACACUCAUAUACACAUACACACACACACUCAAUCACACACUCACACACAUAUAUAAACACAAACACAUUCACAAAGGCACUCUCACGCACACACACAUACACAUGCAUACACUCAUUCUCUUGCACGUGCACACACUCAAAUACACAGUCUCACACACAUUCACACAAACGCACGCACACACACUUUCUCUUACCCAUACACAGACGCACCUGUGUGCACACAUACUCAUGCACUCAGUCAUACUCUCACACAUGCACACACACAUACAUGCGUGCACACACACACACACACACAUUCUCUUACCCAUUCACACAUGCAACCCGGGCACACACACACAUGCAUACUCACACACUCACACACAUGUUCACAUCAACAGUCACUCCCACAAACGUACGCAUGCACACACACAUUCACAAAUGCACACACACAGAAACACACUCUCAUCCAAUCGCACACACGUCGACACACUUGCAACCUUCCUUGAUGCCUUACCACUGCAAUUUCAGCUGUGCCCAGUAUUAGCCUCAGUACAGCUUAUACCCUGUACAUGAGAGUAUGGUUUUUUAGCAGGUUCAGGUUAAGCACUCGCUGUCUAAAUAUGAUUUUAUUUUUUUACAUUUUUAUAAAUUUAUAUUUCAAAUGUUCAAGGUGUGUUUAUGUACUUUUGAUUAUUAAAACAUUCAUGUAAUAUUGAGAGUAAUAAUGCCAAAAGAUGGCAGAGUAAAAUGUUUUUGAAGUAAUAACUCUGUCUCCUGUUUCUGCAUCUUUUUUAUAAGAAGCCAGUGGCAAACUCCUCCACUUAAAUGUGCAUUUUACGAGUUUUUACAGUUGCUUUCAUUCAUUUUCACAAGUCACAUUGCAAAUUUCUGUGGGCAAAUGCAGCUGAUAGGGAGAAUGCAGAAUGAUCACUGCAGUGUUCUUAUUUUAUUUCAUUACUGUAAACAACUGUAAUCCAAUGAUGAAUUGAGAUUCCUUAUUUAUCCUGUUAGGAUUUUUUUUUUUUUGCUUGAAUUUUCUGUAUUUUCAGACAAUAAUAUGCAAUGAUUAAACCUGAAUUAUAAAAAUACAAAAUGUUUUGCUGUUGUGAUUUAUUAUUGUGUGGUGUAUUGAACUCCUGUGACACAGUAGUACUUAUUUCAUAUUCUGUAUGGGAUUAUGUUUGGGCUCAAUAUGAGUAGAUCAGCAUGGGGCUAAAAUCUGCAGUUGAAGCAAUGACAUUCAUCUACAGUAGUGGAAAUAAAAUCCAUUAUGAGAAAA
Messenger RNA from Anguilla rostrata (American eel), 3819 nucleotides. RefSeq names its product ribonuclease inhibitor-like. NCBI's taxonomy places the organism in Eukaryota, Metazoa, Chordata, Actinopteri, Anguilliformes, Anguillidae. Gene Ontology annotation, biological process: intracellular signal transduction. Bases 332 to 1819 code for a protein of 495 amino acids. The record is from RefSeq and is a predicted model, not a curated record. Gene Ontology annotation, molecular function: protein binding. The transcript has 8 exons. Gene Ontology annotation, cellular component: cytoplasm.